UGCUAAUGAGGACACGGUCAAGACAUAUGCUCGUGUCUACAUAUGGUACGUGAUAUCCAGGACUAUGUUUGCUGAUGGCACAGGCAAGAAUGCUCCAUGGAUGUGGCUGAAGGCGUUGACCGUAUUCGAUAGCAAAUGGAGUUGGGGUUCGGCGACACUGGCUUACUUGUAUCGACAGUUGGACGAAGCCUGUUGUAGGCAAUCUGGUGGUAUUGGUGGUUGUCUGCUCGCACUUUCCAUAUGGAGCUGGGAGCGUUUGCCGGUUGGACGACCGAAGACCGUGAAGUACGAGGAUUGGGACGACAAAGACGACCCACUACGGCUCCCCACUUGGGCUCACAAGUGGGAUGUGUUAAAUGAGACGACGGAUGAUCCCUCGGCCAUGUACAAGCUGUACAAGAGCGAGCUGGACGCGAUCACGCCUGAGCAGGUGAAUCGACAUUGCAUAAGUGAUUAUCAUGCUUGUAUCGUAACUCGAUAUCAAUUUUGCAUUCUAUCCCAUUUUGCAGGUGGAAUGGGAGCCGUAUGGACAAGGAGAGAGUUUUGGUAA
Molecule: messenger RNA, 550 nt
Organism: Aegilops tauschii subsp. strangulata
Lineage: Eukaryota; Viridiplantae; Streptophyta; Magnoliopsida; Poales; Poaceae
Source: RefSeq, a predicted model, not a curated record